AUGAGGGAAAGCAUGGAGCAACAAUGUUGAGGUUUGCUCUUGCCCUCUUUGCUGUUAUAACGUCAUCUACCUGCAAAAAGUACAGCUGUCUGGAUGGGGAAACUCACAAACUCAAAUAUAGUGGUAAAGAAAAUCCUUAUUGCACGAUCUUUGUUUCAUUCCUAACAGCUUCCUGUUGCUAUGCAAACUUCACAGAGCAAUUGGCUCAUUCCCCAGUAAUUAAAAUAAACAACAGCUACUGGAACAGAUGUGGGCAGCUCAGUAAAUCCUGUGAAGAUUUCACAAAGAAAAUUGAGUGCUUUUACCGGUGUUCUCCCCACGCCGCUCGCUGGAUCCAUCCCAACUACAGUGCUGCUAUUCGGUCUGUCCCGUUGUGUCAAAGCUUCUGUGAUGACUGGUAUGAAGCCUGCAAAGAUGAUUCCAUAUGUGUUCGUAACUGGCUGACCGACUGGGAAUGGGACGAAAGUGGAGUAAACCACUGUAAGAAUAAAUGCGUCCCAUACAGUGAGGUGUAUGCAAAUGGAACCGACAUGUGCCAGAGUAUGUGGGGGGAGUCAUUUAAGGUGAGCGAAUCCUCCUGCCUCUGCUUGCAAAUGAACAAGAAGGACAUGAUGGCAAUCAAGUACCUCCUCUCCGAAAGCUCGGAGGAAAGCUCCAGUGUGAGCAGCAGUGAGGAACGGGCCUGCCAAAGGAAACUCCUCAAGUUGGAGAAACUAAAGGAAGAGGAAGGGGAAGAGACAAGAUGAAUGUUGGUGGAUGUGUGUCAGGAGGAGAUAAAUGUUUAUGGAGGCUGGGCUCAGUGCACCGUGCCAGCCUGCCUUAUCCCUUAUUUCUGAAAACAUAAUAAAUCACUGGUUGGUUAUA
This is a messenger RNA of Tinamus guttatus (white-throated tinamou), 864 nucleotides long. The record is from RefSeq and is a predicted model, not a curated record. Lineage: Eukaryota; Metazoa; Chordata; Aves; Tinamiformes; Tinamidae.